AUGGCGCUCAGUACUACUCAGCUGCGCGACGAAGCGGUCCGCAAUAGAAUCAGACUUGCGACUGAAUUCCUCGACCCUACCGACGAUGAAGCCCGGUCCUAUCGUGCCGACAUCGUUUUGAUGCUAAACCGCGGUCUGAGACGACUUGUGGUUAGCAUUGACGACAUUCGAGCCCGUUCUCGAGAACUCGCCGACGGCAUCCUCCACACACCCUUUGACUAUUCUCUUGCCUUCGAUGCGGCGCUCAAAAAUAUCAUUGGCACCAUACCCAACCGUGCCCCUUUCGAGCAAGAUGAGGACCGUCUAUAUUAUGUGGCAUAUUCGGGCUCAUUUGGGGAGAAUACCUGCAACCCUAGAACAUUGGGAAGCUCUCUGCUGAAUAGAAUGGUCUGUUUAGAAGGCAUUGUCACAAAGUGCAGUCUGGUCAGACCAAAGAUUGUCAAAAGUGUGCAUUGGAAUGAGAAAAAAGGCACUUUCAUGUUCAGAGAAUACAGGGAUCAGACUAUGAGUGCCAAUGCUCCUGCCAGUCUGAGUGUGUAUCCACAGGAAGAUGGGGAGGGAAAUGCUUUGGUCACAGAAUAUGGCUAUUGUACCUAUCGCGAUCACCAAACAAUCAGCAUCCAGGAAAUGCCUGAGCGAGCACCGGCAGGGCAACUUCCCCGAAGCGUUGAUGUUCUCUUGGACGAUGACAUGGUUGAUCGCGUCAAGCCUGGGGACCGUAUCCAGUUGGUGGGCAUCUUUAGGUCAUUGGGGAACAGAAAUGCUGGAUCGGGAUCAUCGAUCUUUCGGACCCUCAUCUUGGCCAACAACAUCGUCCUUCUGUCCUCAAAAGCCGGGGGAGGAAUUGCCCAAGCCACAAUCACGGAUCAGGACGUGAGAAACAUCAACAAAAUGGCUCGUAAGCACAAUGUCUUCGACUUGCUGUCGCAGAGUCUGGCGCCCAGUAUCUAUGGGCACGACUACAUUAAGAAAGCAAUAUUGCUCAUGCUCUUGGGCGGAAUGGAAAAGAACUUACCAAAUGGCACCCAUUUGAGAGGUGAUAUCAACAUCCUCAUGGUGGGCGACCCUUCAACAGCCAAAUCCCAACUAUUGCGCUUCGUGCUCAACACCGCACCAUUGGCAAUUGCGACUACCGGCCGUGGCUCGUCCGGAGUCGGUCUCACUGCUGCCGUCACCUCGGACAAGGAAACUGGGGAGAGGAGACUCGAAGCCGGUGCCAUGGUUUUGGGAGACCGUGGGGUAGUAUGUAUUGAUGAAUUCGACAAGAUGAGCGACGUGGACCGUGUGGCCAUCCACGAAGUCAUGGAACAGCAGACCGUCACCAUUGCCAAAGCGGGGAUCCAUACCUCCUUGAACGCCAGAUGCAGCGUCAUUGCAGCUGCCAACCCCAUUUUCGGUCAAUAUGAUAGCAACAAGGAUCCUCACAAGAACAUCGCCCUUCCCGAUUCGCUCUUGUCUCGUUUCGAUCUGCUCUUCAUCGUCACGGACGAUAUUGAUGAUAAAAGAGAUCGGGAGGUCUCGGAGCAUGUCCUUCGAAUGCACCAGUAUCGUCAGCCAGGGACUGAAGAAGGAGCUCCUCUCCGGGAACAAUCCAAUCAAAUGCUUGGAGUUGGUGUCCAAGAAGACCAGAAUGCCAGUCAGACCUCGUUGGUCUACGAAAAGUUCAAUGUGGUGCUCCAUUCCGGUUUUAUGGCUGGCGAAAGGACAAGAGGAAACAAAAAAGUCCAGCCUGUCAGUAUGGGCUUCAUCAAGAAGUACAUUCAGUAUGCAAAGAGCAGAUGUAAGCCGGUCUUGACGGAAGAGGCGAGCCACUAUGUCGUCAACGCCUAUGCCAAUCUUCGGAACGAUGAACUACAAGCAAACAAGCGCAGAACUAGUCCCAUGACAGCAAGAACGUUGGAGACGCUGAUCCGAUUAUCGACAGCCCAUGCGAAGGCUCGACUAUCUAGCAGGGUCGAAGAGAGUGAUGCCAUUGCGGCAGAAGAGAUCCUCAAAUUUGCCCUCUUCAGAGAAAUUGCGGUCAAAGGGGAUGGGCGAAACAAGCGACGCAAGACCCGUGAUGCCAACGAUGAUACCUCGCAAGCGGAGAGCGACUCGGAAAGCGAGGACAACGAUAGUGACGACGACACACCAUAUCGUGGGACAAGAUCAAGCGGUGCUCGAGGGUCCAAACCACAGACGAGGAGUCAGCGUUCGACCCGCACCAAUACCACAACAAAUGGCACGUCACGUGGAAGAGUUAGUAGCAAUGCGAAUGCUGGAAGCGACGAUUCAGCAGAGUCGGACGCGCAGGCUACUUCCUCCCGAAGUCAGCGACAGACAGGUACAGAAUCGCAAAUGUCUCGCAUGAGCAUAGCCAGCUCCAUACCCAGUUCCCAGCUGCCGUCGACUCAAGCCGACUCGCAGUCCCAAGGUCCGAAUACGGCACCGCCGGGAGGUGAAACAGAGUCAGAGUCGAGGAUUUCUCAGCCACGGCUGGCAUCUUUCCGUGCUGCUUUGGGCGCCCUGACCCAGACGUCGUUGUUUCAGAAUGACAUGGCUACUGUUGCGGAUGUCAGUGCUGCCGUUAACCAUCGCGUGUCUGAGGCUCGCGGCACCGAAUUCUCCCAAGAGGAGAUUACUGCUGCGCUUAGGACGAUGAAUGAGGCGAAUCAAAUCAUGUUUCUGGAGGACAGUGGGGAGGUUUACACUCUGUAA
Messenger RNA from Fonsecaea nubica, 2697 nucleotides. RefSeq lists its product as hypothetical. Bases 1 to 2697 code for a protein of 898 amino acids. The transcript is spliced from 2 exons. Gene Ontology annotation, biological process: DNA strand elongation involved in DNA replication; DNA replication; mitotic DNA replication initiation. Lineage: Eukaryota; Fungi; Ascomycota; Eurotiomycetes; Chaetothyriales; Herpotrichiellaceae. The record is from RefSeq and is a predicted model, not a curated record. Gene Ontology annotation, molecular function: ATP binding; ATP hydrolysis activity; single-stranded DNA binding. Gene Ontology annotation, cellular component: nucleus; MCM complex.